AUGUCGAGUCGGCAGAGAUACACGCUGAUUGCCCAUUCGUCGCCCCGGACAGCGGCCAUCCACGCGAUCGCGGAUCGCCAACGUCGGCGGAUGCACCAUACGUUCCUCCGCGCCGGCGUGCUCGACCGCGCGGACGACUCGUUCCGAGCUCGCGGCGUCGCGCUGUGGCAGACCAUGGGGCAAAGCCAGUCGUCGCACAUGCCGUUUGGUAUGCACGAGGUACUGGAGCACAUUGACGACGCGUGUACGUUGUGCGGUCGCAUAACCGCAGCCACCACUGACCCAGGAGCUGUGACGUGGCACUCGAACCUCAUUCGAAAGUACUACCUACCCCCAGCCCAACAAUUUGAGUUGGUCAGUCGGUCCGUCUUGGAUGACGCGCUGUCGCCGUCGGCUUCCAGUGACGUUGUCGACAACAAGGCGGUGUGGGUGCAAGUGGUGCCGCUAACCGACUCGACGUGCCGCCUUACGUUUGUGGUUCGCGUGGAUUUGGAGCGGCCGUACUUUUCGACUUGGCAGAGGUGA
Molecule: messenger RNA, 525 nt
Organism: Aphanomyces astaci
Lineage: Eukaryota; Oomycota; Saprolegniomycetes; Saprolegniales; Verrucalvaceae
Exons: 4
Coding region: 1-525 (174 amino acids)
Source: RefSeq, a predicted model, not a curated record